UAUUUGCCUUCAAACUAAACCAGAUCCACAGUCAGAGCAUGGCACAGAGACCAGCAGCCAGCCGGGCCUCGGCAGAACCAGACUUCUUGCAGUUCAACGACCUGGCCUGUGAGAGUGUCAGCGGGAGAGUUAUUUUUGCUACAGACGAAUGGUUCGCUCCUGCUGUCAACCUGCUGAAGAGGGAUCCUCCGCACUUUGACCCUUUGGCGUUCACUGCCUUUGGAAAGUGGAUGGACGGAUGGGAGACUAGGAGAAAGAGGAAACCUGGUCAUGACUGGUGUGUGGUCCAGCUGGGCAUACCUGGGCAGAUAUAUGGAUUUGAUGUGGACACCUCCUUCUUCACUGGAAACCACGCCCCCUACGUCUCCAUCCAGGCCACCUGUCUCGAUGAGCCGCCCACCAUCACCCUCACAGGAGAUCGAACCGGCAUGGCCGCGACAGUCAGUGAGACUGAGGCCAUCGCUAAGCUGGGCUCAGAGGCGUGGCCAACGCUGCUGGGCGUGUCACAGCUGAAACCUGGUUAUUCCGACAGCUGCCAUAACUACUUCCAUGUCAACUUCCCCCACAGAGUCACACACCUGCGCCUCAACAUGUACCCAGAUGGUGGGAUUGCAAGACUGAGAGUGUAUGGUGUCGGACAGAGAGACUGGUCAUCAGUCUCCGCCCACCAGGACAUCGACUUGGUGGCACUGACUAAUGGUGGAGUCUGCCUGAGCUACAGUGACGCCCACUUUGGACAUCCACGCAAUGUGAUUGGUCUCGGCUCUGCUGUCAACAUGGCGGAUGGAUGGGAAACGGCCCGCCAACUGGACCGACCCAAAGAACUGAAGGUGGACGAGCGUGGGAUCCUGCAGGUACCCGGCUCAGAGUGGGCGGUGUUUCGGCUCGGUCACUGUGGCGUGAUCAACAGCAUCGAGGUCGACACCAGCCACUUCAAAGGUAACUACCCAGACUCCUGCAGGAUCGAGGCAUGCACUUUGACUCCAGAGGAGGAAGAUCAGUGCCUCUGGACCAGCUGUUCUGCUGGGAAAUGGGAUCUGCUGCUUCCAUCACAAAAACUUCAUCCUCAUCACAGACAUCACUACCGAGGGGCAGAGUUAAUGCUGAGACGGCCAAUCACUCACAUUCGCCUGGUCAUCGCCCCGGAUGGCGGCAUCAGCCGGCUGCGACUCUGGGGUCAACCCACGCUGAUGUCAUCAGGAUCACCCAAUCAGCACAGACCCACAUCCAAACUCUGAACCAGCAGAGUCCAGACCCGGGUUUGGCUCCAUGCUUACGGAACACCGAUUCUUAAAGCUGGCCCUUGUUCUGGGCUUUAAAUUUGUAUUUCUGUCCG
Molecule: messenger RNA, 1336 nt
Organism: Thalassophryne amazonica
Lineage: Eukaryota; Metazoa; Chordata; Actinopteri; Batrachoidiformes; Batrachoididae
Gene: allc
Product: allantoicase
Exons: 11
Coding region: 39-1238 (399 amino acids)
Biological process (GO): allantoin catabolic process
Molecular function (GO): allantoicase activity
Source: RefSeq, a predicted model, not a curated record